UCCCAAUAUAACUCACAGCAAAGCAGUGCCUGCCCAACCAGGGUUUAGGCUGUCAACCCUUAGACUGUGUGAGUAUGUGUCUGUGUGUAUGUGAGUUGGUGGGAGCACUCGACAGGAUCAAGUGAAUAUGCGGCAUUGAGAAAAGACUGAGGGCCAGUGUGUGGACGUUGGCUUUGCUAAUUUGCUAGUUCCUCUCGCUUUUCUCACCCUUUUCCCCUGCUCUCUUGCUAUCCCCUUUCCCCUCUCUCUCCUUAUCGCUCUAUCCCUCCACUCCUCCCUCUCUCUCUCUCUCUCUCUCUACUGUGGUUGAGUGUGAAAGUGUGUGUGGGGCACCAUGAUGCAUGGAAUGGACCAUGAAGAGGUGGACAUUGACCUGGGGGAUAUGGACGAGCCACAGCAGACACAACCACAGCAGCUGCAGCAGCUGAGCUGGAAGAUGCCUCUGGAGACAGUCCUGGAGGAGGAAGAGGACGAGGAGGAAGAUGAAAUCUCCACCCAGAGUGACACCAGGCCCCUGAUCAAUGAGAGGGACCCACGGCAGAUGAAUGAGUGCCUAAAGGUAACCUUCGAAGACGUGAUCGCCGAACCUGAAUCUGUUCGUAGCGGAGACCGUAUUUGGAUCUGUAGCAAUGCCUUGUUCGAGGUGUCCAGAGUGUGGUUUUACCGGAUCGUAACUGUGUUGCUGGCCGUGCCAGUCUCACUCAUCGCCGGCAUGCUGUUCGGAGUCCUCAGCUGCUUCCACAUCUGGCUUCUGACUCCAUGCGUGAAGAUAACCCUUCUGAAUACAGGCUGGCUGCAGACACUGUGGAGCAGCAUGCUGGACACCUUCGUCCUCCCGUUCUUCCAGAGCGCUGCUGGGUGCUUCAAUAGCAUAAGUGUCCGCCAGGGGCAGCAGUGACAUGGUGGACUAUGGACUAUGGAGUCCACCAUUCAGAGACGAAUGUGUGUUUGCAUUUUCCAAUCGAGAGAGACAUAUGGUGGGAAUACACCUACCAGUGAGAAGACACGUCGUUUCCUAUUUUCACCUUAGAGGUGGAAAGGAAGUUGAUGAAUGGACAUUCAAUAUUUUUUUUUAAAGACGCUGGGAAGGAAGACAUGCAAAUUUAUAUUUGUAAUCUGUCUGUGAACGAGAUUUUGCACCCACUCUCCCCAUGCUCUGCUUGUGGAUGUGGGACUGAAUAAUGACUAUGGCAUUAUGGGAUGUGUUGACUGUGUGGGACUGAAUAAUGACUCUGGCGUUAUGGGAUGUGUUGACUGUGUGCCUAAAGCUUAAUCUUUUCUGACUGGUGGCUGUGCUGAUUGGCAUUUCUUUUUAAUUCCCUUUUACCACUGGCUUCUUUUAUUUACAUUUUCUUAUUGGUUCAUUCAGACAGGCGAUGUUGUCUUAUUACAGGGCGUCCAAUUUUGUUUCAAGCCUCCUUUCUUAUGGGUUAUGUUAGAUAUCAGAAAAGGUAAAGCCAGCUACCUGAAUAAAAGCUAACUCCAAAAUGUC
Molecule: messenger RNA, 1492 nt
Organism: Alosa sapidissima (American shad)
Lineage: Eukaryota; Metazoa; Chordata; Actinopteri; Clupeiformes; Clupeidae
Gene: cav4a
Exons: 3
Coding region: 335-898 (187 amino acids)
Biological process (GO): caveola assembly
Cellular component (GO): caveola
Molecular function (GO): molecular adaptor activity
Source: RefSeq, a predicted model, not a curated record